AUGGGGAGAAAUCUUGGAACAGCGUUUAGACGAGAGUUGGCUAAUCUUGACAAAGAUCCAGAUAGCAGCAAGACUGCAAUGAGGAACUUGAGAACUAUUGUGAAAGAUUUGGAUGAAAAAGUGAUUCGUGUGUUUGUUUCUCAAGUUUCCGAAACCAAAGAGAUUGGUUCUGAGUCAGGUGGCUUCACGGUUUCUCUCUUUGAAGACCUUGCUCGUGCUCAUGGAGUCAAAAUCGCUCCCCAUGUGGAAAUGAUCAUGCCUGUUAUCAUAAAGACAUUGAGCGUUAGUGAAGGUUCCUUAAGUGUUCAACAGGCUUGCUCAAAGGCGGUUGCUGCUAUGGCUAGAUAUGGGAUUGAUCCUGCAACACCGGAAGAUAAGAAGAGGAAUGUGAUUCACUCUCUUUGUAAGCCACUCUCCGACUCUCUACUUGAUUCACAGCAUCAGCAGCAUCUUGCUUUGGGGUCUGCUCUUUGCUUGAAGUCACUUGUGGACUGCGAUAACUGGCGUUAUGCUGCUGGCGAGAUGGUUAAUAGCGUUUGUCAAAGCUUAGCUGUUGCUCUUGAAGCCACUUCAAGUGAAGCCAAGUCUCAUAUGGCACUUGUCAUUGCUCUUGCCAAGCACAAUCCGUUCACCGUUGAGGCGUAUGCAAGGCUGUUUGUGAAGUCAGGUCUGAGGAUUCUUGAGUUAGGUGUUGUGGAGGGAGAUUCUCAGAAACGGCUGUUGGCUAUACAGAUGCUCAACUUUCUGAUGAAGUAUCUGAAUCCCAAGAGUAUCUGCUCUGAGGUGGAGCUUAUAUUACAAGAGAUGGAGAAGCACCAGCAAGACCAGGAGUAUUGUGUGAAAGUUGCAGCUUAUGAAACCAUGAGAACAGCGGAGAGGUUAAUAGGAGAGGAAGAUCCAGUGUUUGAUGCAGAGAGCUGCAAGAGCCGAAUCUCGCUCAGCGGAUCGAUCAAGUCUACACCAACUCCGAGAGGUGAUGACCACUGGAGUGUUGGCAGUAGACAUGAGAGGAGUUAUGUAAAUGAUCAAGAAGAUGAUGAUGAUGGAGUGUUUCCCGGUGUAGCCAGUUGGAGAACUGCUGUCUCAGGCUCUCCUUUGGUGAGAUUGAAUGAAGAAACCGGCUCUGUGCUCGAGAGUCCAAGAAAUGGAAAUGAGUUUCACUUUUCUGGUGUUGGAGAUGCUACUAUAGAGUCAGAUUGGUUCCAUCAGAGGAACAGAAGCGCUGAGUUCAACGAAUCAGUGUGCUCUAGGACCAAUCGCUCAAGGCGAAGGACGAAGAAGAGGCAAGAUCACAGGCACGGUUUCGCACAAGAUCCAUUCACUGAGCUAGUUGAGAACAGACAGCAGCGGGAAGACGAGAGUGAGAGCUCGUCAUCAUCAUCAAUAUAUGAUACAUCUGGUACUAUCAGUCCAACCAACACAACAGAAGAUAAGAAGGCGAAGUUCUACAAACCCGUGUGCUCUAGGACUAAUCGCUCAAGACGAAAGACGCAGAAGAGACAAGAUCAUAGGCACGGUUUCGCACAAGUAGUUCAGAACAGACAGCAGCGUGAGAGCUCAUCAUCAUCAGCAAUAUCUGAUACAUCUGGUACUAUUAGUCCUCACAGGCACGGUUUCGCACAUGAUCCAUUCACUGAGCUCUCAUCAUCAUCAGCAAUAUCUGAUACAUCUGGUACUAUUAGGCCUCACAGGCACGGUUUCGCACAAGAUCCAUUCACUGAGCUAGUUGAGAGCAGACAGCAGCGGCAAUACGAGAGUGAAUCUGGUACUAGUCCAACCAACACAACAACUGAAGAUAUAGAUAUGUAUGAGGACGCGAAGUCAGAUUUGGACUCUGAGACUGAAACAGGCUUAAAGACGGGAGAGGCGCAAGCGUGUGUUGAGAUGGGGAUUGAGUUUCUUGUCUAUUGCAGUUGCAGGGUUUGCUUCUGUCAUGUGGGUACAUCUGUAAGAUGA
Microthlaspi erraticum is the source of this 1956-nucleotide messenger RNA. NCBI's taxonomy places the organism in Eukaryota, Viridiplantae, Streptophyta, Magnoliopsida, Brassicales, Brassicaceae. The record is from the annotation of a GenBank genome assembly.